CUCGAGCCAGGCGAAGUCAUUAUUUCUCAAAAAAAUAAAUCCGUCAAAUUUUCUUCCAAAUAUCUGACAAAGUCAAAACACUCUAAAUCUCUCGAUGACGCAUGGGGGUACAACAACAAAACAAACUCCCUUGAAGGCUGCCCCCAGCACACUUUCGGCUUUGACCACUGGAGGCUCCCAGCAGCUUAUGCGUCACUUCAUCUCAGUCGCUGAUCAUGGCGGAGCUACAGCUUCAGCAUGAAGUGGAGCCUCAACUUCUCAAUGGGGACGACUUGAACGAAGAAAGAGAAGACGCCGACACUUCAGAAUCGGUAAAGAAAAAGAGAAGAAAAAAGAAGAGGAAUAAGGCUACUGCACCGGCAGGGACAAAUGAGGCUGAGGGGGAUGGAGAAGUCGGAGGUGUUGGUGAUGUGAUGAAACAGUUGGAGCAGCAAGCUCUGGAGGACAAAGAGAAGGAGGAAGAUGGUGAAGACGAUGGGGAUGAGGGAGAGAACUCAGCCGGGAAAAAGAAGAAGAAGAAGAAGAAAAAGAAAGGAUUGAAGGGACAGACUGACCCUCCCUCAGUCCCUAUUUGUGAGCUGUAUCCCAACGGAGACUUUCCAAAGGGAGAGGAGUGUGAAUAUCCCCCAUCAAAAGACGGGCGCAGCGCAGCAUGGCGGACCACCAACGAAGAGAAGCGGGUGCUUGACAAGGCCAAUGAAGAGAUGUGGAAUGAUUUCAGACAGGCAGCCGAGGCGCACCGGCAGGUUCGCACCUAUGUCAGGAGCUGGAUCAAACCAGGAAUGACUAUGAUUGAAAUCUGUGAGAGGCUAGAGGAUUGCUCCAGGAGGCUGAUCAAAGAAAAUGGGCUAAAGGCAGGCCUUGCCUUCCCCACUGGCUGCUCCAUCAACCACUGUGCUGCUCACUACACGCCAAAUGCAGGAGAUCCCACCGUGCUACGCUACGACGAUGUCUGCAAGAUUGACUUUGGAACGCACAUUAAUGGUCGAAUAAUAGACUGUGCCUUCACCGUCACUUUCAAUCCAAAGUAUGACAGGCUGCUGGAGGCUGUGAGAGAUGCCACUAACACCGGCAUCAAGUGUGCAGGAAUUGAUGUGCGCUUAUGCGACAUUGGUGAGACCAUUCAGGAGGUCAUGGAGUCUUACGAAGUGGAGAUAGAUGGGAAAACAUACCAAGUGAAACCAAUCAGGAAUCUUAAUGGCCACUCCAUUGGACCGUAUAGGAUACACUCAGGCAAGACAGUCCCUAUAGUAAAAGGUGGAGAAGCCACAAGGAUGGAGGAAGGUGAGGUUUAUGCCAUUGAGACAUUUGGCAGUACAGGAAGAGGUGCGGUCCACGAUGACAUGGAGUGCUCGCAUUACAUGAAGAACUUCAACGUUGGACACGUGCCAAUAAGGCUUCCAAGGGCUAAACAUCUGCUGAAUGUGAUCAAUGAGAACUUUGGCACCUUGGCAUUCUGCCGCCGCUGGCUGGACCGUCAGGGUGAGAGUAAGUACCUGAUGGCGCUGAAAAAUCUGUGUGACCUUGGCAUCAUAGACCCGUACCCACCUCUCUGCGACACCAAGGGCAGCUACACCGCCCAGUAUGAGCACACCAUCCUACUCAGGCCCACCUACAAGGAGGUAGUGAGCCGAGGAGACGAUUACUAAGCAUGCAACCAAACUCCAGGUCAACCAGGAAGAGCAUGAUGGCUCAGAGACAACAAACCUCUUCAGACAAUUAUGCAAUAUUUCUGUGACCUAAAUUUCCGUUGCUUGACUCCUACCUUUAGAUGAUUAAUUUUAGCAAGAGCGAGAGACUGGUGUCAUGGCAGUAGCUUACUUUUAUUCCCCCCUCCACCCCCACCCCAAAGGAUCAAGCCAGUAGAUUAAGGGCAUAUGUAGUGUUGUAAUUUUAGUUAUAUUUUGCUGAACUGCUUUUAGGAAAUAUGCAAAAGAAAUAUAUGCAAAAGAACCAUGCAAAAAAGGUUUUGGUGAACAUCUCGCCUCAAAAUGCUAUGCUUCAAAUGCCUUGUUAAGACCUUGUGAGAAAAAAAAAACUGCUGUGAAAGUAUUUAUAUUUCUAUAUUUCCUUGCUCUAUUUUAAUUUAA
Molecule: messenger RNA, 2090 nt
Organism: Myripristis murdjan (pinecone soldierfish)
Lineage: Eukaryota; Metazoa; Chordata; Actinopteri; Holocentriformes; Holocentridae
Product: methionine aminopeptidase 2-like
Exons: 12
Coding region: 216-1649 (477 amino acids)
Biological process (GO): proteolysis
Cellular component (GO): cytoplasm
Molecular function (GO): metalloaminopeptidase activity
Source: RefSeq, a predicted model, not a curated record